Molecule: messenger RNA, 662 nt
Organism: Eriocheir sinensis (Chinese mitten crab)
Lineage: Eukaryota; Metazoa; Arthropoda; Malacostraca; Decapoda; Varunidae
Product: cuticle protein CP14.6-like
Exons: 3
Coding region: 39-530 (163 amino acids)
Cellular component (GO): chitin-based extracellular matrix
Molecular function (GO): structural constituent of chitin-based larval cuticle
Source: RefSeq, a predicted model, not a curated record
GGCGGGGGAGGCGACGGGCACAGUGGCUUUGGUAUAUAAUGCUGGCCGGCACCUCCACACCACCACACUUCAGACAAACAGACACCAAGAUGAACCUGUUCGUGCUCGCUUUCCUCGCUGCCGUGGCCGCCGCAGCUCCUCAAGGCUAUGAGGACACCUCCGUUGAGUAUCCAGCUAUCCUCGUUGACGAACGACAAAUGGCUGACGACGCCUCGAGUUACACCUUCAAGAUAGAGACCCAGGACGGCAUCACGCGCCAGGAGUCAGGCUCAGUCCUGCCAGGCACUGGGUCUGAGGAGGGCGGCAUUGAGCAGAGCGGGACAGUGUCGUUCACGCUUCCCGACGGUCAACUGUUCCAGUUGAGCUAUGUGGCGGACGAGAAUGGCUUCCAGCCUGAGUCCAGCUUCUUGCCUGUGGCUCCUGAAUUCCCCCAUGAAAUUCCGCAGUUCGUCCUCGACCAGAUUGCGAAGGCGCGUGAGGAGGAAAAGGAAUCCCCUCGCCAGCCCUCCUCCAACUAUGCCUCUCCCUAGACGAGAGGCUCCCGCCGUGCCUGCUGAACCUGCGUGCCCCGCGCAUGAUCUCUCCAUGUAUUUAUUUCCUUCACUCUUUGUUGGCUAUUGUUUCAGCCGUGUACAUGUUAUGUAAUUAAAUUAUGCAUAUGA